CUGUGUUUAAAUAUGGCGGAAUACUGAUACUCAAGUCGAAUGUUUUAGAACAAUUAUGAGCAACAUAUUAAUGGAUACUGAAUUUAUCAAGUCUGAUCAGAUUCCAGCAUCUAGUAAUCAUGGAGAUGUGGAAAAUAUUGCUAAUGGAGAUACCACACUGGAUCUUCUAGAGCAGAAACAGGCUCAGGAGCAAGCUCGGCUGUUGCAUCGAUUCCGAGAACUCCGGCAAUGGCAGCUGAAGCAGCAAGAACAGUUAAUGCAACAGCAGCAGCAACAACUGGAGGGUCUGAGGAAGGAGCAGAUCAAAGUUCAGUCCAUAUUGACAAAACAGAGGGAGACACAGUGGGGAGCUGGCAGAGUUAAACGACGAAGCUUGAGUCCAGCAAGAACACCACCUCGAAGACAGAUUAACCAAAGAGAUCUUGUGACAUCACUAUUGUCAAUGGCAUCGCAGAUAAAUGAAUUUGACCAGCAAGUUGUGCCAUCAUCCUCGUCUCUUCCUCUUCCUGUCAUGUAUGCUGAACCACAGACGAACGAAGAUGACGCUGCCACAAACCCAGAACUGUUCAGCAAUCCUGAUGACUCACACACUGGUGGUCGAGACAUUGAAGUCGAUCUUCAGUCAGAGGACGGCAUGUUCCCACUGCAUGAAACCGACUCCGAUCAGAGUGAGGCAUACAGAAAUGUGUUUAAUAUCCGUGACUCUGCUUCAGAGUUCAGUGUGGGGACCGAGAACGAGUAUCCACCGCCAAGGACUAAUGCUUAUUCACCUGAGCAGCCAAGUCUGGAAUUCUUACGAACGCUGACCGCGGAUGACAUGAAUUCUUUACAGACUAUUACAACAUUGCAACAUAUGUUGCAGACUGCCACACCAAACACUCUGCAACAAAUGUUGGGAAUUCUCCCACAGAAGAUGCCAAAUUCUCAAAUUGCCUCGGAACUGUUGCAUCCUGAUCCUGAGUUGGGUCAGGAUAAGAAUAUGAAUUGUUUUCAGGAAGCCGGUGUAUUGCAGGUUGAGAAAUCACCGGGUCAAGACGUGUUGGAUGAAGAGGAAGAACCAGAAUCUCAAAAUAUCACUGUGAAAGAAAAUGAGAACACUGCUGGAUUUGAUGAUAGGCCAAUCAUAUCAGGUAUUGGAGGAAAGAAAUCAUUUGAACAGUUGCUUGAAGAAGAAAUGUUAGCAGAAGAGGAAAGGUUAAAGAAUGCUGAGAAAUCACCUAGUCAAAGUAAAAAGCCUUUUUUGAGGAAAGGUCAAGGUCUUUCUAGGUUCAACUACCAAAAAAAUGGUCCAGUAAAGACGAAAGUUAAAAUUGACAGCAAACGGAAGUCGGUGGAACCUGGUGCAAGCUUUCCGACAAAUGAAAACCAAAAAAGACGCAUCGAUCAGUCUACACAUAGAGAUGCUGCAGGGAAUCAAAAACAAAAGAAGGAUAGCAAGAUAAUCGAUUCAAAACCUCCCCAACCAUCACAGAAAACUGGAAAAUCGGCUCUAACAAAUUCCCACAAACUGUUAAGCACCAAACACACUGAAUUUGAAAACAAGCCUGUUAGAAGUACAGCCACACUGCCCCACCAAUCAGUUCCAACACAGUCAACCCCAGUGAAGCCCGAGAGUGUGCCCAGUGUUGAAGGGAUGGUGCAUGUGGAUGCCAUGUCUGAAACGGCCAUUGAUAUGGAUGAACCAUCUUUCUGUGUCAAAGGCAGACAGAAUGAAAAAGUUGAAAAGCAAGAGCUGGAGGUGUUUGAAUUGUUUGAGGACUUUGCAGACAACGUGUCAUUCUGUAGCAACUCCUCUGUUGUAGUCAGACUGAUGGAGAAGGAUUGGCAGAAGAAAAAAGGAGUUAAUGUGCCAGUUGAAGAGAUGAAAGCUAUCAUUCAAGAAAAAUUGGCCCAGAAACAGAAGGAGGUCAAAAUGAACGAGAAAAGUGUCCAAGAAGAGACCCCGGUGGUUGAUAAGGAUGACACUCUUAAUGCCAGUGACUCUGACUCCUCCGACGACACUCUGACCGAUUCUGACAGCAGUUACACCACAGACAGUGGACAAGACGAGAAGACGGACGGACAGCAAGACAAACAAGAGGAGCAUGAUUAUAGUGUGUCUGACAUCUCUCAAAAUAAUAACAUGCAAACUGGGAUAUGUUUUGUUAAUAAUGGCACAAAUACAAGGACGUCUGAUAAUGAAAUUAGGAUGCCAGUAUCCCUAUCCCCGUCAAAAUCUAUUACCCGAAAAAUUGCUAGUAAAGACAUUAAGAGUGGGACUUUAACAGAUACCCAUUCAUUGCUGAAGAAGUUGUCUCAGAAUUCGGGUUCAUGGUUUGGUGCUGCAAGAGAAAACCCAGAUGUUGACAACUUCAAGCCAGGUCAAACACAUUCGGCAUUUUCCUCUGAAAAGUUGAACGGUAAUGCUGAAGAGGCUAAAAAACAUUUUGUUAGCAUGCCUCAGCUGAAUGGUAGAGGGGAUAGUGAUGAUGAUGAUUCUGUUAGCAGUGAUGAAGUAAAGCAUCAAGUUAUGACUCGGCCUGUACAAGACAGAAAUGAAAAUGCUAUGAAUGAUGAUGAAGAGGAUCAAUUUGAUGAUGAUGAGGAAUGGACUAACUCUGCACCAAAAGUUCCAAAUGGACGAGAUUCAGGAAUAGAUUCAACAGAGCAAGCAUCUAACCCAUCUAGUACACCCCCGACAUCUCGGUUGGUUGCAAGGCUGUUUCCUAAGUUAAAGGAAGCACAACAAGCAAAGCUACAACAGAAGCAACAGCAAGAUCAAGACAAGCUGCAGUCUGCCACUAAUGCAGGCCUAGGUGAGGGACUUCAGUCCAAAAUCUUACGGGACAAGCUCAUUGAACUUGAGAAGGAGAUUGAGAAGUUUAGAGAUGAAAAUGCAGCAUUAGAUAAACUCCACAGAGAAAGGGAAGAGGGUUUGAAUAAACUGAAAAAAGAAAUCAAUAAUUUUGAAAAAGAAAAAGCAGAUGAACUGAGGAGAUUGGAGGAGUUCAAGACUCAGGAAAUGAAGAAAAUACGGCACGAAAGAAAGAUGUUUAUUAAAUAUCAAAAGGCUGUCCGUGCCAUGCCAGAUAAGAAGGAUCGCGAGGAAAUUGAAAUGUUACGGACAGAGCUGUCUGAACUGCAAGAAGAAUUAAAACAAAAACAAACACGAUGGAAUGCUACUAAUUCUCGUCUCCGAGAUACACUAGCGCAGUCCGAACUUGAGAACAAGGAACUUAGAGAAGAAAUAAAAUUACUAGAAAAGCGCAGGCUGGAGAGUAUGCAGAAAGAAAAUGGCUAUAAGAAACUCAAUGUCCCCAACAUACCACGUAGCAGUACUCCCACAGAAGACAUUAAUUUAACCAGAAGCUAUCAAGGAAUGCGAGAACCUCCAAAAGCAGUUUCUCCCUCCAAUGUUCCAUCCACCCUAGCACAGUCUCAACCCACUGCAAAUGGCCAUGCAUCAACAUCCUUGUCCCUUUCAAUUUCCUCUUCGAAACCCAGUGCACCCCACCAAUCUCUGAGCACUUCUGGAGAUGCUGUUCCCAGAGGACAGCCCACAGCAGCCGCCACACUUCAAGGUAUUCCACAAUCUGCCAGCACCAAUGUGCCCCGUAAGCAGUCGGCCAAAUUCACAUCCCAGAACCCAGGUAUAGAUAAAGGAGAUCGCCAGUAUGAAGAAAUCCAGAAUCCUGAUGGAAAGAUUGAACGGACAUACACAAAUGGUGCUAGAGAGAUUCUCUUCUCAAAUGGAACGAGAAAGGAAAUCUCUUCAGAUGGACAGUCAAUCGUUGUAUCUUUCUUCAAUGGAGAUAUCAAGCAGAUCUUCCCAGAUCAGAGAGUUGUAUAUUUUUAUGCAGAUGCUCAGACAACCCAUACAACUUAUCCAGAUGGCUUAGAGAUAUUACAGUUUCAGAACAAUCAGAUAGAAAAGCACUAUCCUGAUGGAACGAAAGAGAUUACGUUUCCUGAUCAGACAAUAAAAUACCUAUUUCCAAAUGGUUCCGAAGAAAGUAUUUUCCCAGAUGGCACAGUCAUACGUGUGGACAGUAAUGGGGACAAAACCAUGGAGUUUCCUAAUGGCCAAAGAGAAAUACAUACAGAGCAGUUUAAGAAACGUGAAUAUCCUGAUGGGACUGUGAAAACUGUGUACCCCGAUGGCCGGCAGGAAACGCGUUAUUCUACAGGCAGAAUACGACUGAAGGACAAGGACGGAAAUGUAAUAAUGGACAGAGUGUGCUAGUCAACAUGGCCUUCAACAAACUAUCUGUGAUAAAACUACUUAACUUAACCACUCCAUUGAUCAACCCACUUUGCAUGGUAUUGCCAAUUUCACAAAACUGAAUACCAGUUAAUUGCAAUUUUAAUUUAUUUAUUACGGUCCCAACAAGCUCAUCUAAGAAUACCAGUAACCUGUCAGUGUUGUCUGGUCUGGACCACAGUGAUCUUGGCUGUAAAACUGUGCACUUAAUAGCUGAAGUGUCUAAAGCCUUAAACCUAGUGCCUCCAAAACCAGUUUUCAUUAUGCAUGGAAAGCUUGUAGUCAUGCCUGUGCUAAGCAAUAUAUUUGGCAGUGCCUUAUUUUGUUGGACGUUUAAGUUAUAAAUGGUAAAUUUAGUAUAUGUAACAAUACAGUGUGAUAGAUGCCAUUUUAAACGAAGCUAAAGAAUUGUAGUUUAGAUUUCAGACAAAAUUUACAUCAGUAAGUAGAAAAAAUAUAAUUAUUAAAGUUUUCAAAUAAAUUUAAACAUCAUAUCCAACACCCCAUAAUAGCUUGAUUUUGAGAAUGUUGUAAUACUCGUAUUUUAUACAUGCAUAUUAUAUAGAUCAACCUGUUGUUUUACCACACUUCUAUGGAGAGGAUUCCUAUUUAGGUUAUCAGUCAAGUUAAAAACAUCACUUUUAUAUCAAGUUAUGAAUGGGGGAGACAUCAGGACUUUCGCCGACGCUGGUUAACAAAAAAAAUAAAAGAAUGAAUGACACCUGAACAUGUUUUAAAUUAUGACUAUUCGGUAUCAGACAUACCCGUAUUGUGACACUUGGUAUAUAGUGCAGGCGAGGAAACUUGCUGUUAUUUCUGAGCAACAGCAAAGGAUCUUUUAUAUGCAGCACAUGGCCAUUUCCUUUAAUAAUGGGGAAUUAGGAAGAUAAUUUUUUAAUUAUGGCCAUUUCGUGACUGAUAUACAGAGAAUAAUACAUGAGUGGCCAUUAGAUAUCAUUUAUCUUAUGAGUUUGAUACAUUUUUAAACAAGUUGUGAGAUAAAUGGUAUCUAUUGAAUACAUGUAUUAUUCUAUUUCUUACAUAUCCUAAAAAACAAGGUUUUAAGCAAAUUUUAACAUCUUUAUCGACUAAAAGUUAUUUGCAGCCUUUACGCGUCAGAUGAUUGUCGGGUUAACUAUGUUAAAGUGUAAUCGAUUUUGAUCGUGCUGUUUUUUUUCAUUGGAUGUGACCUGGUCAACACCUAGGAGCAGCCAGUCGUAUGUCUUGAAAUUGUUAACACACGUAUGUGUUAUAAAAAAUAACGAAUGAUGUUGUCACCAACAGGUGUAUAAGAAACCAGUAAAGACUUGGUGUAGUGUGAAGCAAGACACCUGCUGUUAAUGCAGUGUUUCAGAAUAACAGCAAUGGAUCUUCCUUUGGUAAUACCUUUCAUGUGGAAUUAAAAUGUGUGUACUAAGGGUUUUGAGAGAUGAUCAUUCUAACUAAUCACACGGCACGUAUAUAGGAGAGCAGACCAAUCUAGACAGCACCUUGCUAAAAUUCCUGCACAAUUGCACGUCUUACCACAGAGUAACAUCUCAUCCAUUUUUAUUACAUCAGUGCUUUAAUGAUUGAACGUUGUUGAGAUAUUUCUUUUGUACAACCAGUUGUUCAUUCUUAAUUUUUGUGAAUUAAAACCAUGUCCAGAAUUUAUUUUUGAUCUCCAUUUCAUCACAAUUGAGCAGGUGUUUUGCUGUUCAUAUAUUUAUUAUUGAAUAAAUGAAUAUUCAUACUCAAA
Molecule: messenger RNA, 5978 nt
Organism: Gigantopelta aegis
Lineage: Eukaryota; Metazoa; Mollusca; Gastropoda; Neomphalida; Peltospiridae
Product: centromere protein J-like
Exons: 23
Coding region: 56-4222 (1388 amino acids)
Biological process (GO): centriole elongation; cilium assembly
Cellular component (GO): centriole; nucleus; centrosome
Molecular function (GO): tubulin binding
Source: RefSeq, a predicted model, not a curated record